Messenger RNA from Exophiala mesophila, 1396 nucleotides. RefSeq lists its product as uncharacterized. Gene Ontology annotation, biological process: fatty acid beta-oxidation. The coding region runs from base 263 to 1321 and encodes 352 amino acids. Gene Ontology annotation, cellular component: mitochondrion. The transcript has a single exon. Gene Ontology annotation, molecular function: enoyl-CoA hydratase activity. Lineage: Eukaryota; Fungi; Ascomycota; Eurotiomycetes; Chaetothyriales; Herpotrichiellaceae. The record is from RefSeq and is a predicted model, not a curated record.
GUUCUUUUCCCCUUGCUGUCAACGCGUUACAGCGUGCGGAGAACAUCCGAGGCUGAUCACCAACUUGAGCAACAUCACGUCCUCUAGAAUCCACCACUAUUUCUCCAUCAUCCAAGCCGGGGCCAAACUCCUGUCAUGGGAGACAACAAGGCUUGCGAACCGAUGAGUUUUUGUACGGUAAGCUCGCUAUUGAAAUCCUCCUUGUUGCAUCAACCUAAUGCCACUGGGUGAAUCGCAUCUCGUGCUAUAAGCAAGAAUCAAGAUGAGGACGAGCAACAGUAGGACCAUCAUGUCCUUUGGACGGCUGUUUGCAGUCAAGUCAUGGCCGUCAUAUCCUAAUCUUCAAGCCGCUCCCUUUUUCUCGAUUGGACAUCGUGGUAGUCGUUCGGAUCCGUUCAAGACCAGAGUUUCCCUAGUUGCUCGUCGUCUUCAGUCCACGUCCACCACCACCUCUGCUACCGGAGAAAUCAUCCAAUCCAUUCAGCCCAUUCCCAACGGAACUGGCAAUUACGCCACUGUGACUAUCAGCAACCACACACGACUUAACAGCCUGAACAGCAGACUCAUCGCUCAACUGACUCAAACAAUGCAUACAUUAGCCAAGGACUCUACGUUAAGACUGACGAUUCUUCGAGGUUCUACGCCAGAGGUCUUAUCAGACUCAUCGUCGACAACGACAACGACGCCGCCAACUACGUUGAAGAAACACGUUGCGUCAUUUAGUUCUGGUGCCGACAUAUACGAAAUGAGCCGACUAGCAACGUCAGAAGAGGCACGAGUGUUCAUUUCGAAACUAUCAGGUCUAUGCGAGAGUAUACGACGACACACGACAGUGACGGUAGCGGCUAUCGACGGACUGUGUUUCGGCGGAGCGUUAGAAGUCGCGGCGUGCGCGGACUGGCGAUAUGCGACUCGGACGUCGACGUUUGGAAUGCCAGAGACAAAACACGGUAUUCCGUCCGUGAUACAUGCGCGGCUGCUAGCCAAUAUUGUUGGCUGGCAACGGUGUCGCGAGUUGGUUUAUCUCGCGCGUGUCUACGACGCAGAUACGAUGUUUAGCUGGGGUCUUGUCGAUGUGCUUGCGGAUGAUGCGUCUGCUUUGCAAGUUGAGAUCAGUGCUCUAGUGCGUGAGACCGCUACUCUGGGUCCCCAGGCUUUGAGGGAACAAAAAGCUUUGGUCACCGCUUGGGAGGAUCUCGAUUUCCGUCAGGGUAUUGACGCUGGUGUGGACGCUUUUGCUAACAUGUGGCGCGAUGGUGGGUCUGAGCCAAAGGCCUUUAUGAAGCAUUUCACCGAAAGAAAGAAGAAUGCAAAGGCGUAAAGGUUGUUGCUAACGCUAGGGCUAGUGCCAUGGGGAUGGGCAUCGUCAAUAAAUCAUAUAAACAGUCAAACCUGG